AUCUUCAGGAAACUUUAUCGAAAGAGAGAUGAGUGAAAUUUCAAAAACAAAAACAGGCUUUGUUGUUGCUCGAACUGGGUUUGAGAUUUCAAAUAUUGAAUGUUACAGUAACGAGCUUGACUAUUUCCUCGUCCCAGUAUUUUUCCAAAGCAAACUCCUGAAACUAGAGAACAUGCACUUCAACGUAACAGGAACUUCAAUCCAAAUCUAUGACCCAAUAAAUAUUCAUUUUGACAAUAUUGAGGUUGAUAUCUCAAGAAAAGGAAGAUUCUUCAGAGCUACUGACAUAAUCUGUAAUUAUCCUGAAGCUGAUAUUCUCGGCUCCGUUUAUGUAAAUAAUAUCAGAUCAGAGAUUUCUAUAGCUCAAGAUCAAUAUAGUUACAGUUUGAUAUCUGCAUUUUUCCCUGCAAAUCUGACAUACAGCAAUAUCAAUUGAAGUCAGCACUUUGUAGAUAAUAAUCUCGAAGGCUGAUUUGAUGUUCCAUAUAGUUCUUUGUGAAAUCCUAUUGAUGAUGCAAUUCAAACACAUAUUUUAGACAACAUUAAUGAUGACGGAACAACCCAGAACCUGGGAGCAGGAAUCGUAAUUAUUACUCCUGGAAUAGCACAUUCACCUUAUCACCGACAAAUCAAAAAUAAUGUAACAAAUUUUACAUUUAUGAAUAUCAAACAGAUCUCAAAUUAUGGAAUUCUAUACUUUUGGGGAUCUGGAAGUGAGAUCACUACUCUUUCAAACUUUAAGUUUCAUAACUGCUCAAACUCCAAGUUUUUCAUUCAAAUAUUAAACCAUAAAUCCUUAGAAUUGAAAAAUUUCACAAUUGAAGAGACCAAAGAGCAUCCUGGAGGAAUUUUGGAUAUCAAUAUACCAGGAGACUUGAAGGUAGUGAAUUUUUAUAUCAUAAAUUUCACAAACGGACAAAGUUCUAAAACCCCAAUAAAUUCCCUGAGUACUCUUUCUUCUUCAACUUUCACUUUUGAAGGCAUAGUGGUAAAAGAUUCAGCAAUAGAAAAUGCUCCUUUAAUCAAAGUUCUGACUUCUUUCAAUAAAGUACUGGUCUCCUCUCUUUGGCUUGAAAACAUGUUGGUUCCGACAGAUGGAUCAGUCCUGACUUUUGAUAUUUGAAAUACAUUGUCAAUAUCCAAUGUCACACUUAUGAAUGUGAGCCCUUUAUCCGAUGAAGACCUAACUGCUAGUUUGGUGCAUAUUCCAAUCUUAAAUUAUGAAGUAAAUGGUGAAAUAGACAUCCACGAUACUUCGAUCAAUAAUUCUGUAAUCUCAUUGAUUAAGACUGAUUCUGUUCCCUUCUCAGAAACAGAGAAAAAGAUUACUUAUCAAAACAUAUCUUACAUGAACUCUGUUAUUCCUAGUGAUAGAGAGAUUAUCACUACCUAUGGGUUCUUUAGUGGUGCUAAUCUGAAGCUCACCCUUGAUCAACUACAUUUUGGGAAUAUCAGCUGCCCAAAACAAGCAUCUUUACUUGGCUUCCAGCACAAACUUUCCGAUGUAGUUGAAGUUACUAAUUCGAUUUUUAUGAACAUAAGAGAUUGUAUGAUCAAUAUAGGAAGUAGGUUUCCUUCUGAGUUGCCAACUUAUGUCAGAAUUUCAAACUCAGUGUUUGAGGAUAUUAUCUUGCCUUCCUUUUCUUUUAUUACAGUCCAUGUCGGAGGAAUAUUUGAGAUCGAAAAAUGCUUUUUCUCUAGGAUUACUUCAUUUAACAUUCUCUCUGGACCAAUUGAUGCUUCAGAUGGAGGUACGAUCAAAAUAACUGAUUCUACUUUUCAAAAUAAUUCAGCAAUUAGAAAUUCUAUUUUUGUAACGGAAUCUCUGGGUUACAUUAAAUGAAUCAAUUGCACUAUUUUUUAUAACUUUGCUCUUAAAAAUGCAGUCUUUGAAGCCCUAACAAGUGGGAUAAUUAAGUUUGAAAACAGCAAUAUUUACCAAAAUUAUGCGAUAGAAACUCCAGUCGGGACAGUUUUUCAUGGAGUCGAAGCUUCAGUUAUAAAUAACACUCUGAUUCACUCCAAUAGUCUAAUUUUGAAAAACGAUAUAGAACAUGAAAUAUCGUUGGAUUGAGUCAAGUUAUGCUUUUUAGAUAAUGAAAUGAAAGAGUAUCUUGCAAAUCUUGACCUCAGUUCGAUAUCUGAAUCGGGAACUUGGAUACAAUUAAUACAAGGAGAACUCAAUAUAAUUAAUAAUAGCAGUAUUCAUUAUGGAAAUUCACAGAUAUUGAGCUGUUUCACUUCCACAUUAUUGAUCCAAAAUUCUACAAUAUCAGAUAUAAAUUUUAGUGAACCUGCUAUUGAAGCUGUAUCAACUCUUCUACAGAUAAGUAAUGUAACUAUUCAGAGAGGAAUAUUAUUAGGCACAAAUAAUAGUCAAAGCUUUAUCCAAAUAACUUCAAGCACAUUGCAGAUAUCUACUUUGAAGUUUUAUGAAUCAAACUCUCAAUUAGUGGAACUAAUUCUCUCAAGAGGAAUUUUAAGCCAACUAGAAUUUGAAAAUGUUACAAAUUCCGAAUUUAUCCGUGCUCUUCACUGUGGUUCCUUUACUUUAAGCAAUAUCUCAGUUCAGAAUGUUUCUUUCACUAGUGAAUCAUUAGUAAACAUACAGAACUCUCAAGAUGUAAAUCUCCAAGAUAUAAAGUUAAUUGGUCUUCAAACAAGGAUAAGCUUAAUCAUAAAAUCUCAAGUUUCAAGUAUAAAAAAUAUUAAAAGUCUUGGUGGCAGUCAAGUUUUGAAGUUUGUAAAGACAAAUGUCACAGAAAUUAUUGAUUCUCAGUUCUCUAAUAAUACUCAACAAGAAGCUCAGAAAGGAGGAGCGAUAGAGACGGUAGAUAGUUGAGUUUCCAUUCGAGAUACAUAUUUUAAUAACAAUUCUGCUUCCUCUGGAGGAGCUAUCUAUUUUGGGUGAACAAACUUAGAAAACUGUGAAUUAAUUAUCCAUAAUUGAACAUUCAGUAAUAAUUCAGCAACAGAGAAAGGAGGAGCUAUUUAUUAUAACUACAACCAUCCAAAAAUGACUCAAAAUAGCUUUUUAAGGAAUUCAGCUCCUUAUGGGCCAGACCUCGCUAGUUAUCCAUCCAGGAUUGGGCUUAUUAAUAGCCAACCUUCUGACAAUAUUUCAAUAUCUAAUGUGGCUUCUGGAAUAGUCAUUGAUGAAACAUUAGAAUUGGCAUUAUUUGAUAUUGAUAACCAAAUAAUGAAUAUGGAUAAUUCUAGUAAAGUCACGAUUAUAGCCAAGAAUAGUGACAUAUCUUCAACAAAAGGAACCAAUGUAGUUUCUGUAUUUAAAGGGAUUGCUAAUUUUACCAAUAUUGCUGCAGUAGUUGACCUAAACUACAGAGUCGCUAACUUUAGUGUCAACUCCCAGACUAUCGAUAAGCAUAAAGUAUUAGAAGUUCUUGGGCCUGAUGGUGCACAGAAAGAUCUGGUAAUCAAUUUUAGAGAUUGUCAACCUGGAGAACGAAUUCUUGGGAACCAAUGUGAUGUUUGAGCUGCUGGCACUUACUCUCUUACCUGGAACUCCACAGAAUGCAAAGAAUGAGAUUUAAAUGUGGAUUGACUGGGAGGACAGCAACUCUCUCUAAGACCUGGGUACUGGAGACAAUUCAGAAACUCAACUACAAUUGCUGAGUGAAUUAACAAAGAAGCCUGAGAGGGAGGAUACAGCACAGAUGGUUUAACCCCUUCCAAAUGAGCAGAUGGGUAUAGUGGAGUCUUAUGAGCCCAAUGAGUAGCGAACUCUGAAGCUAAGUAUGAAAGAAUAAAUGAUUUUGAAUGACAAAAGUGACCAAACGUUGUGUGGAAUGCAGUGAGAGUAAUAGGUACUAUAGUAAUAAUCUUCUCGUUCUUUGCACUUGUUAUUUUUAUAAAUGUUAGAAAGAAAAAUGAAAGUGCACUUUCUGUGUUGUUGAGAAUUUUAACUAACUAUGUUCAACUGUUGACAGUAUCAAUAUCUAUGACUAAUGAAUACCCAUCAGCAAUAGCUUUACUAUCAAUCCCAGUAAAGAUGUUAGGAGGGUCGACUGAUGCCUUUCUGUCAUUUGACUGAUUCAUAGAAGAUGCUGAGAUGAAGCUUGUAUUCGAUUCUAACGCUAUUUUCAAACUAUUUAUUCUAAUGUUCCUUCCUUGUAUUCUAUUUGCUCUAAUGACACUAAUAUGGUUACUGGCAUAUUUAAUCAAAAGAAAGUGGGUUAAAGAUUUUAAAAGAAACCUCGCAAUUUCAUUCAUCACAAUUGUUUUUAUUCUUCACCCGAAAUUAACCGAAAGAAGUAUAAGUAUUUUUCAAUGAGUAGAAGUAGAUGAUGGCUUUAGUGUUGCAAAAAUAGACACAAACAUUGAGUGCUUCUCCUCAACCCAUUUGAAAUGGUGUUUCUUGGUGGCUGUUCCAAUUCUCAUAGUUUGGGUAAUCUUAUGUCCAUUACUGGCUCUUUUUGCUAUCUUCUAUGGAAAGAAAAAUUCAGGAAGUAGCAAAGUUCAUAAAUACUUAUUAAUGAUGUAUCAGGGACUAAAGCCAGAAGCAAUAUACUGGGAGUUUGUCAAUACUCUCAGGAAAGUUGCAAUUUUAGUGUCACUAUUAUUUCCGAAAACAAUUUCUAUCUGCAUCUCCCUUGCAAUUCUUAUAGCCACAGCAAGAAUUGAAAUAUGCUUGAAGCCUUAUAAAGAUGCAGAAAAUUGUAAAAUUGAGUUCUUGGCAAUCAUGGCAGGAGUCUGCACUAUUAUGUCCGCUUUAAUUUACUCCCAAAAUGAAAAACACAGUGUGCUGGAUGCGAUUGUGCUUUUGAUAGUAAUAAUAACAAAUUUUAAAUUCUUGAUAGAAUGGGUGUAUCUUCUCCUCAUAAUCUAUAAAGACAAGCAUCCAGUUAUUGAAUGAAUUUUCGAUGUUAUGACGAAAUUGCUGUGUAAAAGAAAGAAACUAUCUGUUGAACAAAAAGAUUUAGAAAAAGAAUCAAAGAAAAACUUCACAAGUCAGAAAGUGCUUGAUAAGACUUUGAGAUCUAAGGAAAAUUCUGAAACAAUGCUCCAGAAAAAUCAAUAUGAGGCUCCAAAGAGGCUCUUAAAACACCCAAGGAGGAUAAAGAGGAAGAAAAUACCAAAGAAGAAAUCAAAGAAAAAAUCAAAGAAGAAAUCAAAUAAGAAAUCAAAAACACUACAGUUUAACCAUUCCAAUGAAUUAAAAAAUUUACCCCACCUCCCCCAAAAACCUGCCCACCCACAGCUCUCGGUCCGCCCACAGAUUCCUUCCCCCAAUCUCCUCCCGCCCUUACACUGACCUAAACCUGCCCAACCUGCCUUCCCCAUAACUCUAUUCCCAAUAUCCCAAUAUCCCAAUAUUCCAGUAUAA
This is a messenger RNA of Moneuplotes crassus, 5344 nucleotides long. The record is from the annotation of a GenBank genome assembly. Lineage: Eukaryota; Ciliophora; Spirotrichea; Euplotida; Euplotidae.